Messenger RNA from Odobenus rosmarus divergens (Pacific walrus), 1756 nucleotides. It is a transcript of the gene CATSPER4, whose product is annotated as cation channel, sperm associated 4. The coding region runs from base 1 to 1350 and encodes 449 amino acids. The transcript is spliced from 11 exons. Gene Ontology annotation, molecular function: voltage-gated calcium channel activity; calcium-activated cation channel activity. The record is from RefSeq and is a predicted model, not a curated record. Gene Ontology annotation, cellular component: CatSper complex; sperm principal piece; membrane. Lineage: Eukaryota; Metazoa; Chordata; Mammalia; Carnivora; Odobenidae. Gene Ontology annotation, biological process: flagellated sperm motility; transmembrane transport; sodium ion transport.
AUGCUAGGUAACCAAAACAGCUGGCGGCCCCAGUGGACCGACACCAAUAUUAAACCUUUGAAUGUCAUGAGGGCUGCUCACGAGCCCUAUGCCUGGCCGGAGGAGCAAGUGCUCAUCAACCGCCAAGACAUCAUUAGCACCAAGGAUGCCUGGGACAUCCAGGAGUUCAUCACUCGCAUGUAUGUCAAGCAGCUGCUUCGACACCCGGCCUUCCAGCUGCUUCUGGCCUUGCUGCUGGUGGUCAACGCCAUCACCAUUGCUCUGCGCACCAACUCCUUCCUUGGCCAGAAACACUAUGAGUUGUUCUCUACCAUAGAUGACAUUGUGCUGACCAUCCUUAUCUGUGAGGUUCUCCUCGGCUGGUUAAAUGGCUUCUGGAUUUUCUGGAAGGACGGCUGGAAUAUCCUCAACUUCCUUAUCAUCUUUAUCUUGCUCCUGGGGUUCUUCAUUAAUGAACUCAGUGUCAACGCUAUCACCUAUACCCUCAGGGCGCUUCGUCUGGUGCAUGUCUGCAUGGCGGUAGAGCCUCUGGCUCGGAUCAUCCGUGUCAUCCUGCAGUCGGUACCCGACAUGGCCAAUAUCAUGACCCUCAUCCUUUUCUUCAUGCUGGUGUUUUCCGUGUUUGGGGUCACUCUGUUUGGUGCAUUUGUGCCCAUGCAUUUCCAGAACAUGCAGGUUGCCCUGUAUACUCUCUUCAUCUGCAUCACCCAAGAUGGCUGGGUGGACAUCUAUAAUGACUUUCAGAUGGAGACAAGAGAGUACGCAAUGGAGAUUGGGGGCGCCGUCUACUUUGCCAUCUUCAUCACCAUCGGUGCCUUCAUCGGCAUCAACCUGUUGGUCGUUGUGGUGACCACUAAUCUGGAGCAAAUGAUGAAGGCGGGAGAGCAGGGGCGACGGCAUCAGAUAAACCUCAGUGAGAGAGGCAAGCAGGACCUGGAUGGAGGUAACGAGCUGCCCCUGGUGCACUGUGUGGUCGCCCGUUUGGAGAUGUCCGGCGCCCCGCAGGAGCCGCUGUCGGGAGGCCACCUGUCUAACCUCUCAGAAAACACCUGUGACAACUUUUGUUUAGUGCUGGAGGCAAUACAGGAGAACUUGAUGCAGUACAAGGAGAUCCGAGAUGAGCUCAACACGAUAGUGGAGGAGGUCCGCUCCAUCCGCUUCAACCAGGAGCAGGAGGAGGAGCUGAUGCACAAGCACUUGUCACUGAGCCUGUCGGUGGUGAGCGGGUCCUCCCUGGACAUCCGCGACAUGACUUGCCAGCAAGACUUGAUCACAGCGCUCAUCAACAGGGAAAAGGUUCAGGAAUCCAACACAAACAUACUCCUUAACAAACACAAGACCAGCCGCUGAGAGGCAGGAUGGGAGCCAAGGGGCCUGAGCCACACACACCCGCCUGCAUCUUCCUGCAUCUCUCCGUGACUUGGGACAGUCUGGCCUGAGCCCAUCUUCUCCCUUACACUUAGGCAGAUGCCUGAGGCUGUGAAGGAGGUGGCAUCUCCAGGGCUUGUGUCUGUGAACCUCUGGUCCAGAGGAAUUCAGAUGGACAAGGAUGCUGGAUUAGAGAGGGAGCCCCACAGCAAAGAAUGAGCCCAGAAGGGGGGUGCUGGCCAAGGCAGCCAGGAUUUGUCCUAAGGAUGGACUUCCCUGGCCCCCUGCUUUAGGCCAGAGCUAGCUGGGGCCCAAGUGCACCAGGAGGAGAAAGGUGAGGCCAGUGGGGCCAGGCAUCUAUGUAUUGACAAUAAAGUUUUGUGUUGGG